Messenger RNA from Solanum tuberosum (potato), 2125 nucleotides. Its product is annotated as aspartic proteinase-like protein 1. The coding region runs from base 309 to 2054 and encodes 581 amino acids. Lineage: Eukaryota; Viridiplantae; Streptophyta; Magnoliopsida; Solanales; Solanaceae. Gene Ontology annotation, molecular function: aspartic-type endopeptidase activity. The record is from RefSeq and is a predicted model, not a curated record. Gene Ontology annotation, biological process: proteolysis. The transcript is spliced from 11 exons.
ACAAUGCUUAGUGACACGCGUGAUCUCCAUCUUCGUCUUCUUUCUUACUCCUCCCCUUUUCUACUUUUCUCUCUUCACUUCCCCCAAAAUUCUUCUUCUAUGUCACACUUACACCUAUACAUAUAGAGUAUAUAUAUACACACAAUCACCCACCUACCCCAUAGCCAUUAAUUUUAUCCCAUCUGACAAUAUCCCUUCACUCUGUUAAUAGAGAGAGACCUAUUUGCAGUAUCUUAUGAUGAGGAACACUUUGUUAAAUUAGAUCUUGAGUAAGUGGGUGUGUGUUUUGUGGAGUUAUUGUAAUUCAAAUGGAGAUUUGGAAAGUGGGUUUUGUAGCGAUGGUGUUGGGUUUAUCUAUACUGGUUGAAUGUGGGGUAUCCGAUAUGUAUUCGUCAAAAUUAGUUCAUAGAUUCUCUGAUGAAGUGAGGAAAGUUAGGGUUUCAAGGAAUGGGGAAGUGGGUGUUGUGUGGCCGCAACAUAGGAGCUUCGAGUAUUAUGGGAAGUUGAUGAACAGUGAUUUGCAGCGGCAAAAAAUGAAGCUUGGUCCUCAGUUUCAGCUACUUUUUCCUUCUCAGGGUAGCAAAACGAUGCCGUUGGGAAAUGACUUUGGAUGGUUACAUUACAUGUGGGUUGAUAUAGGAACGCCAAAUGUUUCUUUUCUCGUUGCACUGGAUGCUGGAAGUGACUUGCUGUGGGUUCCGUGUGAAUGUGUACAAUGCGCUCCUCUUUCAGCCAGUUAUUAUAGCAGCCUGUUAACAUUAGGCUGCUAUAGAACGCCAAAUGUUUCUUUUCUCGUUGCACUGGAUGCUGGAAGUGACUUGCUGUGGGUUCCAUGUGAAUGUGUACAAUGCGCUCCUCUUUCAGCCAGUUAUUAUAGUAGCCUGGAUAAAGAUCUAAAUGAGUACAAUCCAUCUGGUUCAAGCACAAGUAAGUUCCUGUCGUGCAGCCAUCAGUUGUGUGAACUGGGUUCAAAUUGCAAAAAUCCUAAGCAGCCCUGUCCGUACACUGUGAAUUAUGUAUCAGAAGAUACAUCCACAUCUGGAGUGCUCGUGGAAGAUAUCUUGCACCUUGCAUCUGGCAACCGUAUGGCAGCCAACGGCUCUGCCAGGGCUCCAGUCACUUUUGGAUGUGGUAGUAAGCAAACUGGUGGUUACCUAAAUGGAGUUGCACCUGAUGGCCUUAUGGGUUUGGGACCUGGAGAGAUCUCAGUUCCCAGUCGUCUUGCCAAAGCUGGAUUGGUCCGAAACUCCUUUUCUCUUUGUUUUAAGGAAGAUGAUUCAGGAAGGAUUUUCUUUGGAGACCAAGGGCCUGCUGGCCAGCAGACAACUUCUUUUCUGCCUUCAGAAGGACAAUUUGUUACUUAUGUUGUUGGCGUGGAAUCAUGUUGUUUUGGGAGCUCCUGUAUUGAGCAGACAAGCUUCAAAGCCAUUGUGGAUAGUGGGUCAUCAUUUACAUUUCUCCCAGAUCAAAUUUACGAUAGAGUUGUUAAAGAGUUUGACAGAAAAGUGAAUGCUACAAAAGCUAGCUUUGAAGGAUAUCCUUGGCAAUAUUGCUACAAAUCCAGUUCUGAAGUUUUACCGAAGAUUCCUUCAUUUACUCUGAAGUUCACAGCGAACAGCAGCUUUAUAGUCCAGGAUCCUGUAUUUAUGAUCUAUGGCAGUCAAGGCGCUGUUGGAUUUUGUUUAGCUGUGGAGCCUUCAGGCAUAGAAAUUGGAACGAUUGGACAGAACUUCAUGACGGGAUAUCGUAUGGUGUUUGAUAGAGAGAACCUGAAACUGGGCUGGUCGCGCUCUGACUGUGAAGACCUUACUGAUAAUAAUAAACUGCCAUUGGCUCCAGCAGAUGGUAACUCGCCAAACUCACUGCCAGCAGAACAGCAGAAUACCCCUAAUAGCUCAGGAGUUGCCCCUGCUGUUGCCGGAAAGACACCCUCAAAUUCUGCAGCACCAACUAGUCGGGGGAUGCCAUCCAAGUUAUGCUUAACAAAGUUGCUGUUUCAGUUACUGCUUGUAUCAAGUAACUUCCGAUGGUCCUUAAAUACAUUUACCUUAUAAGCUUGAUAAUGGCAUACCCUAUAGGUUUAUAGUAUUAUAGAUGUUUAGUUUUCUGUGUAAAUCAUGUCUCC